AUGGCUGAUAACAAGGAAGACCUCGCUGCUCUCGGAGCUGGUAGCCUCUUUGGUGUCAAGGGCAUGGUUGCCGUAAUCACUGGUGGUGGCUCAGGAAUCGGCCUCAUGAUGGCCAAAGCCUUGGCUGCCAAUGGCGCCGAGAAAGCCUACAUCCUCGGUCGGCGCAAAGAGGUCCUGGAAGAAGCUGCGGCAUCUGUGGGACCCAGCAUCAUUCCCCUGGUUUGCGAUGUUAGUGACAAGAACAGCCUCAAAGAGGCAACCGCAGCCAUCGAGAAGGAAGCCGGCUUUGUCAAUCUACUCGUCUGCAAUGCUGGUGUCGGCGGACCACAGGUCAAAGCCCCCACCCCCGAGACGACAGCUGAGGAAUGGGCCGAGCAGCAUCUUGCCCAUGACAUGGCCGAUUACACACGAGUCUUUGACAUCAACGUCACCUCUGUGUGGUACACCGCGAUGGCUUUCGUGAAGCUGCUUGACCUUGGUAACAAGAAGGGGAACCUAUCACAAAGCUCCCAGGUCGUCUCGACGAGCUCCAUUGCCGCCUUUAAUAAGAUCGCUCCCGGUGGCUGGGCGUAUGGCCAAUCCAAGGCGGCCGCGACGUUGGUCAUCAAGCAACUGUCAAGUAACCUGCCCCGUUGGAACAUCAGAGCCAACUGUAUUGCUCCUGGAUUGUUCCCGAGCGAAAUGUCGGCCCCAAUUGCCAAGCUUUACGCCGAGGACGGCAGUGUCCCCAAGGAGAUGGUGCCUCUUCAAAGAAUGGGCGAUUUGCAAGACAUGGCAGGCGUCAUGUUGUACCUUGCUUCGAGAGCUGGUGCGUAUUGUAAUGGCGCGGUGAUAACCGUGGACGGAGGUAGACUUGGAAACUUCCCUACCACAUGGCACGCUUAG
Messenger RNA from Colletotrichum tamarilloi, 885 nucleotides. Its product is annotated as short chain dehydrogenase. Gene Ontology annotation, molecular function: oxidoreductase activity. The transcript has 3 exons. Bases 1 to 885 code for a protein of 294 amino acids. The record is from RefSeq and is a predicted model, not a curated record. NCBI's taxonomy places the organism in Eukaryota, Fungi, Ascomycota, Sordariomycetes, Glomerellales, Glomerellaceae.